Molecule: messenger RNA, 769 nt
Organism: Pteropus alecto (black flying fox)
Lineage: Eukaryota; Metazoa; Chordata; Mammalia; Chiroptera; Pteropodidae
Product: N-formyl peptide receptor 2
Exons: 1
Biological process (GO): positive regulation of cytosolic calcium ion concentration; complement receptor mediated signaling pathway; phospholipase C-activating G protein-coupled receptor signaling pathway
Cellular component (GO): plasma membrane
Molecular function (GO): complement receptor activity; N-formyl peptide receptor activity
Source: RefSeq, a predicted model, not a curated record
UGGGCCCAGAAUCACCGCACAGUUAGUCUGGCUAGAAAAGUGAUUAUUGUACCCUGGAUUCUUGCACUAGCCUUUACGAUACAUAUUCUCAUCUUCAUGGAUGUAGUAAAUGAUGGACGAUGUAAUACAUACUGUGCUUUCAACUUGGCAUCCUGGGGUGACACUGUUAUAGAACAGUUAAAAGUGGCCUUAAGUAUCUUGACACCCAAAGGGAUCAUCCAGUUUGUCAUUGGCUUUGCUAUGCCCAUGUCCAUUGUGGCUAUUUGCUAUGGGCUCAUAGCUGCCAAGAUCCGCAAACAAGGCACGAUAGAUACCAGCCGUCCCUUACGAGUCCUCACUGCUGUCGUGGCUUCUUUUUUCAUUUGUUGGUUCCCUUUGCAACUGGUUGCCCUUCUGAGCGCGGUUUGGCUCAGAGAGAUGUUAGUUGAGGGUAAGUAUGAAAUUCUUAGCUUUCUGGUAUACCCAACGAAUGCCCUGGCCCUCUUCAACAGCUGCCUCAACCCAAUGCUCUACGUCUUUGUUGGCCAAGACUUCCGAAAGAGACUGAUCCACUCCCUGCCCGCCAGGCUGGAGAGGGCCCUGUCUGAGGACUCGGCCCCAACCAGCCACACAACAACCAAUCUGGCCUCGCCUCCUACAGAGGCCGAGCUACAGGCAAUGUGAGAGGGACUGGGAGCAUUUUUGAACUUUGCCUACUCCUCCCCUGCUCCUAGCGCCAGCUUCAUCUUACUUGGGUUCAUACUUAGCCAUUCAAUAUGAAAUCUACUUU